GCAGUUUUCAGAGGGGCGGAGACAAGCCUGCCUCGCAUCCAUAGCGAGUAGCAGCAUACAGGCAGCCUCAGUGUAGGCUGCUGCUGUAAAAGACCAGGCUAAGUUUACAAUAGGAAACACAAUAAGGUUCUCUCUCGGUUCUUCUGGGCCAUAAUGGGUGGAUGUUUUUCGGCCGCAGAGACGAGUCACACAGCCCGGUAGGCAUUUGUUUUCCGUGCUGCCGAACUAUCCAGAAUCGUCCAUGGUGAAGUGACACUGGGAUUCUAACAAGUGACCCGCCUAACAUAGUUAGAAGUGCGGCUAUUUUGCAGAGACGCAACAUUACGCGCAGGAGGAAACAGCGCAGGGUUACAUUAAACCGUCCCCAGCCUGAUUUGACUGCGCGUAAUGUUAAAGCGCACCCUCCGCGGCUGUUUCCCCGUGGGGUGGCUGUGAGAAAAGUGGACUGUCUGGUUUGUUUUCUCCAUCCACUUCCCAGACCUGCAUGGAACAAAGUGUGCUUUCCGAGACAUAACCUGCGCCCGUGAGGUGGAUCCAGGCGGUUUGUCAGCGUGGGGAUAUAUGUGGUAACACAGCCCGUCGAGAGUCCAGCUUCUCCCGAUAGUCAUCAUGAGGACCACCGAGGAGGCGGAGGGCUUUGACGGCGAGGCCUCCAACACUUCCAUGAUCUCCGGGGCCAGCAGUCCGUAUCAACCCACCACCGAGCCCGUCCAUUCAAGGAACGUUUUGGGGGGGAUAAGGUGCGACGUGGAGUACCUCAAGUCAUACUUUGGGAUUUUAAAGGCGGUGGAAGUGGUUCUAUCACUUAUUGGAUUCAUCUGCAUAGAGACCAUCAUGAUGUGCUCUCCCUGCGGGGGGGUCUACUUCUUCGAGUUUGUCAGCUGCAGUGCCUUUGUGGUGACAGGAGUCCUCCUCCUCAUCUUCAGCCUCAACCUGCACAACAAGGUGCCCCACGUCAACUGGAGCCUCACGGACCUGGUUAACACAGCUGCGAGCACCUUCUUCUUCUUCUUGUCAUCUCUUGUGUUGGCCUGCAUCAACCACAACACUGGAGCUGAAAUAGCAGCAGUGAUCUUCGGCUUCCUGGUGACAGGUGUGUAUGGAAUAAACACCUUCCUGGCAGUACGGAGAUGGCGCCGCGGCAAUGGGUGUCCAGGGGCGGCUCAGACCAGCGAGUACAUGCGAGCACGCACGGCGUCUCGUGGAGAAAUGGAAGCGAGACCCGAGCUCGCAUGAGCACUGGCAGACAAUCAGACAGACUAAAGGAAAGCCACACUACGGGCAGCUGACUGAGAUGGACUCAGUAUUUUAAUCAAGUCGUGAGUGGAAGGGCUCAUCUCAAACUCGCCACAUGCUUUUGACUUCUCGUUACAACACCUCAGCUGCGCUUUCUGCCCGCCCAGCCACUGAAUACAUCUUCAUUUACGGUCACAGAUGAGCACUGAGGCAUUGUUUAUCAGGCUUCAGUGACACUUAAAGACUCUGAAGUGAAGAGCUCCAGUCAGGAUUGAAGGUAUUCUCUGUAAAACUUUUCAUCCACAUAACUUUAAAGUCAGUAUGAAAGAUGACUUUCACGAAGAGCCCGUGCUCCAACUCCUGUUCUGGUGUAGGUGUUGGCUUUUGAGAAAGUUUUGUGUUUCACUGUGAAGAGUUAAAGAAGGUCAGCUUUUGUACAGUUUGCUUACAAUAUUUCAUGCCGCUGUCUGUGAAGUCUGUGGUAACAAAUGUGAUCAUGGAUUCAGGAAGCCACUGGACCAGCAGCACACAGUAACCCACAGCACAACAGAAGCAUCACGACUUCACUGUUCAUCUUAGAUACUGACAUCAGCCUUUAGUUUCUACCUGUGGGCAAGGCUGACAUUAGAUAUUUUAAUCAUGUUUGUUUCCCCUUAGUCUUGACUAACUUUACAAAUGCCUUUAACAUUCAACCUUUGGCCACUUCUAAGAUCUUUCCUGCCAGCAGUGAUGCAGCAACAGUACAGGGUCAUUCUUAACUGCAGAAAAGACAACAAAAGGUCCACAUUUUGAAGUGAGUGAAGAAGAUUUACUUUGUUGUAACACAAAUGCAUGCAGUGGGUUUGACACAGUUGUGAGACCACAAUAAAAAAUACUCCAUUCCACAGAGGUUCUGGACGCAGAUCACAUGACUGGGACUCAAGACUCAAGUCACUAAUUUGAUGACUUAAGACUCAACUUGACAAAAUCAAAAAAGACUUGCUGCUUAAGUUGAGCUUUAACACCCAUGACUUGUGAUUUCACUUAGACUUGAGCCUGACUUCAAAAUACUUGAUACCUUCCCCCUAACCCAAAGAUUAUUUAAAAAGAGAGCCACAAAUUGAUUUAUUUCUUGAUUCAACGUACGAUAGCGCUGUUCAUUUCCAGCAAGUUGACACUUAAUUCGUCAGAUCCACUUUGUUUGAAACCAGUCUGACAGCAUUCAGUCAAGUUGCAGGAGAGAACCAUGAAGAACGUUACGCUACCAAAGAUAAUUUUAUUUGUGUGCAAAAACUACAUGGUGGUCAACAAAAAAAAGAAUUGCACAGUAGUGCAGUGGUUAGCAUUGUCACCUCACAGUAAGAGGUUCGAAGUUCGUUCCUGGUCCGAGUCCAGGGUGGGGGAGCCCUUCUGUGCAGAGUUUACAUGUUCUCCCUGUGUCAGCGUGGUUUUCUCCAGGUACUCCGGCUUCCUCCCAGAGUCCAAAGACAUUCAGGUUAAUUGGUGACUCUAAAUUGCCUGUAGGUGUAAGUGUGAAUGUUUGUCUGUCUCUAUGUGUCAGCCCUGUGAUAGUCUGGCGACCUGUCCACACCCUGCCUCUUGCCCAAUGUCAGCUGGGAUAGGCUCCAGCUCCCCGCAACCCUCAACAGGAUAAGCAGAAAUGUAUGAAUGACUAUGCAAAACAUGCGGGAUGAAAAUUAAAGACAAUGACACAACAACUUCCAGCUUUGUCCAACAUUUAAAGUUGCACAAAGAACAGUAAGUCAAGGCUAAUAUUAGCAUAGCAAGCUAAAGCUUAGCUAACGGUAUUACUAUGUUGUUAAAAUGGCAUUACGUUUGGUGACUUUGUCGAGACUCAAAACUCAGAGUUUAAGACUUGGGACUUGAUUUGGGACUUGAGUGCAAAGACUUUAGACUUAAUGACUUGGUCCCACCUCUGCCAUUCCACCUGCUUUUUCCCAUUUUGUGUGUAAACUAACCAUAAAUAUUCACAUCAGCAUUCCUAGAAUUUUGUUUUUGAGGUCUGUGAUGGGUCAACACUGUGAGCCAGGAGUAGGUUGUGUCAGGCGCUAAUAAGGUAGUCAGUAUCUUGUUACUUUUGCAUGUAUCCAACGCUUCGGGUGACACGAUUGUUGACGGUACAUCAGUGAGAUUCAUUUUAAAACAUCAGUAGGUGCCCUUAGCCUGCUGACUAUCUCAGGUAUUGACACGCUCCUUCCAUCUUUAAUUCUUAAGCAAACUUUUGAAAUGAAAUCACAGAGUGCUUCAAACUGCAUUUCUUAAUGCCUGCCUUUUAUUAGACAUGAUGGGACUAUCACAGAGAAUGGAAAUUCAUUUUAAAAGUAAGAGUAAUAAAGGUUGAGACGGUGGGAUAAAAAUGUGGUACUUCUAGCAUUGUCGUCACAGCUUUCACUCUGUAUUUGGUUGAAUUGAAAUAUCUGCAUGCAGCAUAUGUAUCUACAGUAUAUUAUCACACACGUCAUGUAUUAUGAAAUCUCUAUCAUUCCACACUGCAGCUGUUAUGAAGCUCACGCAUACAGAGCGCUAAACAGAUUUGUCGCUAAUGUUUUUCUGUUUUUCGGCCAGUGCACUUGACAAACAGGAGGCUGAAUGUUGAAACGACACAUCAACAUUUGUUUUUUAAGAUGAAGGAAGAAAUGUCAACUUGAUUUUUGAUGUCUUACGUGGCUCUGAUGUAUUGAAUUUACACUACAGUUACACACGUGUGUGUUUUCUUUGUUGUUUGAGACCAAUGUAUGUAUAUUGGGUGAGUGUGCAGGGUCUAAAUCGACUCUAUGGCUCCAUCUCCUGGUGUAGAGGACUGACUGUGCAGCCACAUAACUACAGCAGUGAGAGAGGGGAAUGUGUUUGACUGUGGGUUUAAAUGAAAAAUAAAAACUGUAUGGCUUCUUUAACAAGCCUGAAAAGUUUCCACACCACACAAAGAGCUUGAGUAAUCAUGCUUUUCUCAUGUCACUUACAUAUGUAGAACUGUUUAAUCUCCUGGUUUGGUGACUUUAUGAACAGACAAUCAUAUUUGUUAUCCUGUCUUUCUCUUGCAUCGAUGGAUUUGUUUCUGAGUGUAAUGUAAAGAUAUCCACAUAAACAUUUGUACUGCAGACCUUGCAACACAGUCAUGCAAGUGCAUUGUGCUCUCUGACAAUAUAAACUGACCAUCAUAUCUGUCGAACUCUAUCAAGCUGCAGCUCUCUAUAUACACCUUUAUGCUACAGUAUGUUAUGAACUAUUUGUAUUUAUGGGGA
This is a messenger RNA of Epinephelus fuscoguttatus (brown-marbled grouper), 4478 nucleotides long. RefSeq names its product CKLF-like MARVEL transmembrane domain containing 4 (gene cmtm4). Gene Ontology annotation, cellular component: membrane. Lineage: Eukaryota; Metazoa; Chordata; Actinopteri; Perciformes; Serranidae. Bases 610 to 1236 code for a protein of 208 amino acids. The transcript is spliced from 4 exons. The record is from RefSeq and is a predicted model, not a curated record.